UGAAGCUAACCUUUAAAUAAUCAGAGAAUUUACAAUGAAUCACCGUGAAGUAAACAAAACUAAUAAAUUUAUUAUAUAAAAAUUUUGCUUAUUUAUAAUAUUACUAAUGGUAGUACGAAGUCGUGGAUAACACUUGAAAUUAAAUUAUAUUAUGGCCCAAUAUAAAAUGAAUAUUUUAGAGAAUAUAGAACCUCAAGAAAGACUAAAACAAUUAAUAAAUUAUAGCAACACAGUCGAAGUGGAUUCACAUGUUCCUCCUAUUAGAUAUUAUCGUUCUGGUAUAGAAAUGGUCCGCAUGGCUAAUGUUUACUAUAACGAAGGUAGCUUAGAAAAUGCUUAUGUUCUAUAUUUAAAAUUCAUGACUUUAUUCCUGGAAAAAAUUCGAAAGCAUCCCGAAUUCAAUACCGUACCGGUUGACGUGAAGGCACGAAACCAAUGCAAAUUAAGGGAAAUUUUGCCGAAAGCUGAGAAAUUGAAACAGCAGCUACUUGAGCAGUACAAGGAUGAUUAUAACAGAUAUUUAGCAGAAGUGAAACAUAAAAAGGAUGAAUUGGAAAAGAAGAAAAAAGAUCAAACUAAAAAGGGUGAUAAAUCAAAAUUGCGGCCUAGCGAUCAUGGUAUUUAUUCAAUUCCAUCGAUAGCUAAGGUACCAGGAAGUAUAGCCGAUGUUAGUUAUCCUGAUUCCCUCUCAAAUAUACCUGUCACUCCAACACCCUCUGCGCCACCACCACCACCUACGACCGUAGGAUCCAAAAACAGAACUGAAGAUGUGCCUAUGCCAGUUAUUGAUCGUUCCAAUAAGCCUUCUGAGAUAAGCGUCCGGGAAAGAUACGACACGAAAGUCCUUAGGCGAGUCAUAGUGCCUGUGAAAGUUAUGACCUUAUUCCAAGCCAUGGCCCAGACUAACACUCACAAGAACAUCGAGACGUGUGGAGUGCUAACUGGCAAAUUGGAGAGGAAUGAGUUGAUUAUAACUCAUAUGAUAGUGCCGAAACAGAAGGGCACCUCCGAUUCUUGUAUGACGAUGAACGAGGAGGAAAUAUUUGAUUACCAGGACCAACACAAUUUGAUCACUAUCGGGUGGAUUCAUACUCACCCAACUCAAACAGCAUUCCUUUCAAGCGUAGAUCUGCAUACUCAUUGCCCCUAUCAGCUGCUCAUGCCCGAGGCAAUCGCAAUUGUCUGUUCGCCUAAGUAUAAUGAAACUGGGUUUUUCAUUCUCACCCCAAGUUACGGACUACCAUUUAUUGCUAAUUGCAGAAAAACUGGUUUCCAUCCUCACCCCACAGACCCUCCACUGUUUAUGGUGGCGGACCACGUUCGAAUUGAAAAUAAUGCACCUUUAGAAGUAUUGGACUUACGUAAGGCCUAGAGCAACACCAAAGAGCUUGUCGAUGUACCUAUAUUUAUUAUAGCUUUUGUAUGUUCCAUAAAAUUUGUACUAACUAACAUUGGUCAACACGACUGUGAUUUUACUACAUUAUUUAAAAGAUUAUAGUUUGCAUACAUAUACAUUUAUUAAGAAAUAAAAUAUUUUCGUUUUUAGAUAA
Anoplophora glabripennis (Asian longhorned beetle) is the source of this 1550-nucleotide messenger RNA. RefSeq names its product STAM-binding protein. The transcript has 8 exons. Lineage: Eukaryota; Metazoa; Arthropoda; Insecta; Coleoptera; Cerambycidae. Gene Ontology annotation, biological process: protein K63-linked deubiquitination. The coding region runs from base 152 to 1372 and encodes 406 amino acids. Gene Ontology annotation, cellular component: membrane; endosome. Gene Ontology annotation, molecular function: protein binding; K63-linked deubiquitinase activity; metal-dependent deubiquitinase activity. The record is from RefSeq and is a predicted model, not a curated record.